Messenger RNA from Hydatigera taeniaeformis, 1521 nucleotides. The record is from the annotation of a GenBank genome assembly. NCBI's taxonomy places the organism in Eukaryota, Metazoa, Platyhelminthes, Cestoda, Cyclophyllidea, Taeniidae.
AUGAGCGGGAGAUCUGGGCCUCUCAUCUCGGUAAAUCAACACGGUCUUUCGUUUUUCCCUUCGGUUCAAGAGGAAUGGAGUGCGGAUAAAUUCAUGAGCGAGUUUCAAGUCGUUGUGACAUCAUUUACUCCAGAAACCAUUGAAUUCGAUCUGAUUAACAUUGAUUGCACGUUCGCUAACGCAAUUCGUCGAAUUCUCAUUGCUGAAGUGCCAUCAUUUGCUAUCGAUCGGGUGUUUUUGUAUCAGAAUACAUCAGUCAUUGCGGAUGAGACGUUUUCUCAUCGCCUAGGCUUAGUACCAUUGAACGUGGAUCCCGACAAAAUGGGCUUUUGCACGACUGAUUUGCCAGAUUCUGAUGAACUAAGCAAAUUCGAUCCAACAUGUCACCUGGUAUUUGACCUAAGUGUAAAGGCUGGGAGGUCGUCAUCCAAAGAAAAUGGUGACUGUCAGUCUAGGGAGAACUUCAGAUCGUUUCCCCUGUACAGUUUGGACGCUUUAUGUAAUGUGCGUUCUGACACUGGAUGUUACUUAGUUCUUCUCUAUUAUAUAGUGCUUACAAAUGAAUUUUGUUAUAGUUCAAGCCUUACCUGGGUACCGCUGCCUGGCCAGGAAGACGCCUUUAAAAAUGAGGGCGCUAGUUAUCCUGCUCCUGUUAGCAGAAAGAUUCUACUCAACAAGUUGGGGUCUGGUGAUGAAAUACUGGCUCGUUGUCUUGCGGUCAAAGGGAUAGGUCGGGACCAUGCCAAAUUUUCUCCUGUUUCGGCUGCCUUCUACAAGCUUUUGCCGUCAAUUGAAAUUAAGGGGACAGUGCGUGGCGAACUUGCCAAAAAGUUGCAAAGAAGCUUUGCCAAAGGCGUUAUUGAUGUAGAUUCGCGAACCCAACUGGCAAGUGUGGCGGACGCAAGGUUGGACAAUGGUUCCAGAGAACAUCUUAGACACCCCGAUCUGGCCAAUCUGGUGCAUGUCUUUCUCAACCCACGUCAUCUUAUUUUUACGGUGGAAAGUAUUGCUCCCGGCUACCGUCCGCCUGAUACACUUGUCAAAUGUGCCAUUGAUGUGAUGCUUUUAAAGUGUGCGCACUACCUUACCAUUGUGGAAAAGCCAGGUUUUGCUGCCAGCCCACAAUGUGCUUCGACCGGAGACGUUGUUGAGGCUGAACGGAUCGGCGAAGAAGCCGCGAAAACCUCACUAAAUGGGCGUGUAGUCGGCCUAGAUGUCGCUUUUGUGUCGAAUGAUCUGCGCCGGGCCACCUUCCACUUCACGGGCGAAGAUCAUACUCUCGGAGCUCCUCUUCGUUACUGUAUUCUUCGCAGUGGAACAGUGAAACUUUGUGGGUACUGCCAACCUCACCCCCUGGAGGACUCGAUAACCUUUGAGAUUCAGAGUAGAGGUGAAAUGGCCGUGGUGGUGCUACAAAAAGGCUUAUGCUGCCUUCGUGAAUGUUUUGAGCAGAUCAAACGCAAAUUCAAAUCAGCAAUGAAGAAGGUGCAGAAGCAGGCUUCAAAAUCUACAUCUGACUGA